Molecule: messenger RNA, 2612 nt
Organism: Zophobas morio
Lineage: Eukaryota; Metazoa; Arthropoda; Insecta; Coleoptera; Tenebrionidae
Product: protein kintoun
Exons: 2
Coding region: 164-2290 (708 amino acids)
Biological process (GO): axonemal dynein complex assembly
Cellular component (GO): cytoplasm
Source: RefSeq, a predicted model, not a curated record
CCAACACCCGGCCGGCUGAUUUGUCCACGUGAGCAUCGGAAUAUUCCAGACGCAGUUUGUUUAUUUUGGUUUCGGUGCGCACAAAUCACAUAACUCGUCGUGUUUAUUAUUAUUAUAAAGAAAAAAGGAAAAAUCUCGCGUGCUCAGUGCUCCAAAACCUGCAAUGGCAAGUACGUUUGAGAAGUUCAAAGAGUUGGACUUGUCGCGCGAGGAAGUGGAACGCAUCGGCGAAGCCUUAAAAAAGGAAGAGUUCAGGAAACUUCUAGUAGAUUACGUCGAGGAGGUGCAAAAUCCCGAAAACCAAAAGAAAUACCAGGAGGAGAUAACCGAGUUGGAGCGCGAAAGGGGCGUGGACGUCACCUUCAUCAACCCUAACCCAGGUUAUGUGAUAAAGACGAGUGUUGACGGAAGUAAAAAGUGCUUUAUUAAUGUGUGCGUCAACGAUAAUAUCCAGAAACCGUCGUCGUCGCCUGCGUGCAAAGAGGGAACGAAAGGGCUCCAGUGGGCUCUGCCCCACUCGUUGACACCUCCGAGGGAAGACAUCGACAACAAGGGGGCUCGUUGUGUCGUCUACGACGUAGUUUUCCAUCCUGACACCCUUCAUUUAGCUUACAAAAAUAAAGGGUUUCGCGCGAUGGUAAAUGCGACCGCUUGUGAGGCCGUGGAGGGUAACUUCGACGUCGCUUUGGACAAGAAGAAUCUUAAAUUCCCGAAACUACAGUACAAAGGCAUGCCUCACUCGAGCGUCGUCCGAAAACCCAUUGAAGGUUUCGUCGCCCCCGAAAUGGACCAAAACGAGAAAGAGUUGCUCGAUAAAAUCUACCCACCAGUCGACACCCACAAAAAGAAAGUGAAAAAAACGUCGCGGAAAAUCGACGAUAAGUCCAACUACACAACACCAAAGUAUGUGAUAAAACACCGCAGUCACGUUGAUAUACAAGACUGCGUUGAGGAUAAACAAGCAAAGUUGCACGCCGCAAUACCUAGAGAACUCAUUGUAGAAGUCAACCUCCCCUUGUUGAAGUCCUCGUCUGACAUCACGCUGGACGUGACAGAAAAAACCCUACAAUUGACCAGUGAGAAACCAUCAAAGUACAAACUCAAUUUAACCCUACCAUAUCGAGUCAGUCAGGAUAACGGAAACGCGAAAUUUGAUAAAGACCUUAAAAAACUCAUUGUGACUCUUCCUGUGAAACGUACAGUUCCUGAUUACGCGCACGAUAGCGGCGUGGAGAGUGACCAGGGCUCGCCCACCACCCCCCUAUCUGAAGACGACCCGUGUGAUAAAGUGUUCAGUGAGAGUGACCAUCGGACUAGCUUCCUCGAACCGAACUCUAGUUACGACCUUCCAGAAUUCACCUGCCAUUUGUUCGAAAACACGCUCGCGUUCACCCUCAACGUGAAAAACGUUGCUGAAAGCUCAAUAACCAAACUAGUACAAACAUCGUCAAUACACGUCAAAUUCACUAGCGUUAGUCCAAGUUACUAUGAAUCGCAUUACUCAUUUUACGUUAAAUUACCAUCACAAACCAUCGUCGAAGAUAGAGUGCAAAUAGAAACGUGGGAUAAUAACGUCAUAGUCCAGAUACCUUUUUGUGAUAACGAAUUAGAAUACUACUUUUACGGCCUAAACGAUCUCGAUUUGAAAAAGAAGUUUUUGGAAGAACCUUGUAUUUUAAAUAGUAUUUUGCAAAACCCUAUUCCUGAAGAACCAGAAGCUGACGUCGAAGAAAAAACGAGUGAAAGUAGCGACACUGUUGAAGAAAAUCGUUCAGAAAAUAUUACAGAGAAAAGUCGUGCUAUCAACAUCGCUGGAACGUCUUACGAGUCAAGUGGCGAUGAAUUAAGUUAUAGUUAUAGCCCGUCCAAAAGCAGAGGUAUCCUGAAACGUUUAUCAUCGAAUAGGCACUUUGUAGGUCGUAGUAUUUCAGAAUCAAGUUUAGAUGAUAUUGUGUGUUCGUCGCUGGAAUCGGCGAUCCCCGAAGAUGGAGAGAUUUCGACGAGUUUGAAGAAAACGGUUCGUUUUAAUGACGUUAUAAUGAGACAGUUGUAUAGAUCUAAUUCCAGUAUUCUUGGUCAAAAAAAGAAAAACCAGAGGAAAGCCAGGAAUAAAAAGCGUGCUCAAGAAAGACGUCAUAGUGAGAGUGAAGCUUCUGAAAUUGAAGACAGAAAAGAUGACGCACAAGAUAAGGGUGAUAACGAAAACAAUGAAGCUAGUGAUACAAAAGAUGAUGAAGAAAAGAGUGAUUAUAUUACCAGUGAUAUUUUCGAUAUGGAUAUGUCGUUCUAAUUUUUUUUUUUUUUGUAGUUUUGCUGUAACUGGAUAUGUGGUAGGGUUUUUUAAUUGUAAACAUAAUGUACUAUAUUGUUUCAAAGUUUUUAAAACUUUUUAAUGGAAAGAACAAGGGAAUGAAAUUCAGAAAGCGAUUUAGGUUUGUCAAAGUACAAUACACACUAUUUACAUGUCAAUGUGAUACAUUUUUGCUUUAUAUUUAGUUAUUGAUGAACAUUAUCCAGUGAUUUUUUAGUUAUUUCUACUUUUUCAUGUUCCAUAGGAAUGUACUACACAUAAUGGUGAUUUAUUAUCAAAUAAAAUUUCAAAUAAAGCUGAA